Messenger RNA from Penaeus chinensis, 1449 nucleotides. RefSeq lists its product as uncharacterized. Lineage: Eukaryota; Metazoa; Arthropoda; Malacostraca; Decapoda; Penaeidae. The coding region runs from base 138 to 1184 and encodes 348 amino acids. The transcript is spliced from 7 exons. The record is from RefSeq and is a predicted model, not a curated record.
GCCAAAAAGCUGCAGCAUUGUUGGCAAAGCUCUAUUCAUCCAAAAAGCGUCGGAGUCAUUGGAGGCGUCGAGCUGACAAUAUACAGUAAUUCUGUUGCUAACCUUUUUCUCCCUGUCAAGUGCUGGGGGUUAUAGCAAUGGUCAAGGAGAGUAAACGUUCCCUCUAUAUCAAGGGAUUUAUGUUCAUCCUACUGGCCGGUUCUUUAGGACUUAUCUUAAACCAGGAAGUGCUGACUAGAAUCCCUCAGUUCGUCUACCGGGAAACUUUUGUAGACUUUCUGUUCAACAAGCAGAAAGCGUUGCCUUGGUGGGAAGGAGGCGACUGCCGUUGCCAUGGCAACUCUUGCUUUCCCGAGCAGGUUCGCAACCUCUCGUGGGAGGACGCGGGCGGCGCCUGCGGUCGGAGGGCGUGGCUGGCAGGCGAAGGGCAGAAGGUGAUCAGUUACUCGCUGUUUGGGAAUAAUUCCAAGUACUGGGACGGGUUUCGGAGGAACCUCAACCUGACAAUAAGCAUGUACCCGGGCUGGGUCGUGUGGGUUUACACUGAUCCUCGCGGCCGGGAAAAUGCCCUCUGCCCACUCCUGCGUGAUUUUCCUCACUUCUACAUCUGUGACGUCACCCAAUUGCCUUCGCUUGGAGAUGUAACCUCAAUACACAACAUGAUUUGGAGAACGCUGCCCCUUGGUGACGAAAGGGUCUCGGCUUUUUUUGUCCGAGACACCGACUCGCUUCUCCUAGAACGAGGGGCUGCAGCAGUGAGGGAAUGGAUGUCGGGAAACAAAAGCUUCCACUUGCUGAGGGACCAUCCGUUCCAUGGAAUUCCUGUGAUGGGAGGGCUGUGGGGCGCCCGCUGGGACCUCAAGACGCACAACGUUUCAGAAUUCAGGAAGAACCUUACUGGUGUCAGAAGCGCAAUGAUAAAAGAAGCCAAGGGAAAGUUCAAGAAAGGCGCUGAUCAACACAUCUUAGGGAAAGUGUUGUACCCAAAGACGAAAGGUGAUGUCAUGUCCCACGAUAGUUACUACUGCAAGGUAUUCCCAGAUGGUUUCAGACCUUUCCCGAUACAGCGUGAGGGAGGACAUUACUUAGGGAAUUACAUGAAUCAGCCAAAUCUUCUGCUAGUUAAAUCAGCCUGCCCAAAGGCCUGCCGUCCAAAGAAUCAUCAAGACUGGACGUACUGCUGACUAGAAUUUCCGACAGUGACAACCCAGUGCUCUCUGUGACAUAUUUCGUGUUAUCAAGACCGUUGCGUUGAUAAUGUAUUGUGGUUUUUCAUUGUAGGAAUCAAUUCUUAGAAAGAGGGCUUAGUGAGUGAUUCUUUUGUUGGUGAAGGGCAGACAUAGCGUCCUUUGCUCUCGAUCAAGUUUCUUCGAAGUACUAUUACUAUUAUUAUGAUUAUUAUUAUUGUUGUUGUUAUUAUUAUUAUUAUUAUUAUUAUUAUUAUUAUUA